AUGAUCAAAGUCUUUAUUAUUUUGCAAGUUCUUCUACUGUUGGUCCAAUCUGCUGCCGCAGAAGGAUAUGCCCCCACCACCGUCGGCUGUCCUACCACAAAUUUACUAAGAAGCUCUGCUUUGGGAUUGUCGCCAGAGGAAAAACUGUGGGUAUCCAAAAGAGAUCAAAUCACUCGUCCCCAUUUACUUCAAUUUCUUCAAACUCGUGCCAACCUCGAUGACGACGAGUACUUUGCAUUACUCAACGAUUCCAACAACAUGAAGAUCGGCCUUGCGUUUCUGGGAGGUGGAUUCCGCGCCAUGUUGGCUGGGGCUGGCCAUCUUUCUGCUCUUGACGGCCGAACUAAUGGGGCCAACGAAAUAGGGCUCGGAGGCUUAUUAGAGUCAUCUACUUAUAUUUCCGGGCUUUCGGGUGGUAAUUGGCUCGUGGGGUCUUUGGCAAUGAACAAUUGGACCAGUGUCCAGAGUAUCAUUGACAAUGAAUACCCAAUAUGGAACCUCGCGAAACCAUUUUUCGAAGCUGGAGGUAAUGCUUACGAAGGUGUAAUCACUUUCUUGAACUGGAUGAAGGAUAUCGUAUUGAAAAAACAUGCCGGUUUCACCGUGAACUUUCUUGAUGUUUGGGGCAGGGCACUUUGUGACGUACUUUUCCCAGCAGAUAAUGGUUUUGGGGUCGGAGUGACCUGGUCUAGUUUACAAGGUUCGGCAGUGUUCACUAGUGGGAACAUGCCAUUCCCAAUUUCCGUGGCCGACGCAGUUAUCAAUGGCCGUGAACUUACUCCUCAAGAUUCCACGGUGAUUGAAAUCAAUCCAUUUGAAUUUGGCAGCUGGGACUCUUCAGAAAAAGCGUUCACUAAAACUAAGUACUUGGGGAUCGAGGUGGAAAACGGCCAACCAAUCAAUGCUAAUGCCUGUGUAGUUGGGUAUGAUAACGCUGGGUUCAUUAUGGGUUCGUCGUCGAAUAUUUUUUACAACUUGUUGCCUACUAUGAAAGACGGACAGCUUCUUGCGGACGGGUUGGAGGUGUUGGGUGAUAUGACUUAUAAAUAUCUUGGGGAACUGAGAGAAAAUGAAACUUAUCAGGCGAUAUACCAACCAAACCCUUUCAGCAAAAAUGAAUACUCUUCUUUGGACUAUGGGAUUGCUGCUUCUGAUGCCUUGGGGCUUACUGAUGGUGGGAACGAUGCCCAAGAAAUCCCAUUUGCCCCAUUGUUGGAACCAGAAAGAAAUAUCGAUGUGGUGUUUGCAUUUGAUUCGUCUGAUAAUACUGAAGAUAAAUGGCCAAAUGGUAAGUCUCUUGUUGCUUCUUAUGAACGGCAAUUUUCUUCUAUAGGCUCGGGGGCUGCUUUUCCUUACGUUCCAACUACCGAGGUGAUUGUUGAAGAGAAACUCAAUAAGAAACCAGUGUUUUUUGGAUGUGAUGCUUUGAAUCUCACAUCAUUGGCCAAUGUUCCUCCACUUGUGGUUUACAUUGCUAACAGGCAGUACUCUUUUGCUUCGAACACCUCGACAAUGAAGGCAUCAUACAGUGAUUCUGACAAGCUUGGCAUGAUUCAAAAUGGGUUCGAGACUGCGACCAGAAACAACAUGACUGAUGAUUCCCAUUGGGCCACUUGUGUAGGAUGUGCGGUCAUUAGAAGAUCGCAAGAGAGAAUGAACAAGACACAAUCUGAUGUUUGUCUGAAAUGUUUUGAGGAGUAUUGUUGGAGUGAUAAGUCUUCUUUGAAUGCGAGCAGCACUCCAGUUAGUUUAGGGUAUGGAAAUGUGACGACGCACUAG
This is a messenger RNA of Saccharomycopsis crataegensis, 1779 nucleotides long. RefSeq lists its product as uncharacterized. Gene Ontology annotation, molecular function: A2-type glycerophospholipase activity. The record is from RefSeq and is a predicted model, not a curated record. Bases 1 to 1779 code for a protein of 592 amino acids. Lineage: Eukaryota; Fungi; Ascomycota; Saccharomycetes; Ascoideales; Saccharomycopsidaceae. The transcript has a single exon. Gene Ontology annotation, biological process: glycerophospholipid catabolic process. Gene Ontology annotation, cellular component: intracellular membrane-bounded organelle; cytosol; extracellular region.